Molecule: messenger RNA, 2803 nt
Organism: Clunio marinus
Lineage: Eukaryota; Metazoa; Arthropoda; Insecta; Diptera; Chironomidae
Source: the annotation of a GenBank genome assembly
AGUGUAGUAAACUUACAGCGAAGAGACACGUCUUUAAAGUAGUUUUCAUUAAAAGUUCAUUAAUUGCAGAAGUAGAUGGCUGGACAAAAAUUUCAAUAUGAUGAAAGUGGUAGCACGUUUUUCUACUUCAUCCUAUCAUUCUUAGCACUCAUCCUGAUUCCAGCAACAUUUUACUUUUGGCCUAAAAAGAAAACCGAAGAUCCCAAUAAAAGUAAAAAUGAUUGUCAAUGCGAAGGAUGUUGCGAAAAACGAAUUAUCAUAUUAAACGCCGAUCCUUAUAAAAAUGUUAAAUCAUUUGGUGUUAAGUUCUCAAUCAUUUUGGGAUGGGUGCUUCUCCUUCUUAUAACUUACAAAGUGUCACAAUUUGAUUAUGAGAUGUCAAAUUUCGAUCCUUAUGAGAUUCUCGGCAUUCCUUUGGGAUCUUCUAAAAGUGACGUUAAAAAAGCUUACCAUAAACUCUCCAUUGUACUCCAUCCUGAUAAAGAAACUGGUGAUGAGAAAGCCUUCGUUAAACUAACAAAAGCUUACAAAGCUUUGACUGAUGAUGAUGCCCGAAAGAAUUGGGAGAUUUAUGGAAAUCCUGAUGGACCUGGAGCAAUGUCUUUUGGAAUCGCUCUUCCCUCUUGGAUAGUAGAAAAGGAAAAUUCUGUAUGGGUACUCGGACUUUAUGCACUCGUGUUUAUGGUUGCUCUACCUAUUGUUGUUGGCACUUGGUGGUAUCGAUCCAUAAGAUUUUCAGGUGAUAAGGUUCUCCUUGACACAACGCAACUUUACUUUUACUUCUUUCAUAAAACUCCAAAUAUGGCUUUGAAACGUGUGAUCAUGAUUCUUGCUGCAUCUUUGGAAUUUGAUAAGAGACACAAUACUCAAGUUCCUGAACGUCCAACGGACAAUGAAGAAGUUCCUUCACUUAUAAAGCUCUUACCUCAUUUAAAUGAGAAAUGUAAAGAAGUUCCAUUGUGUCGAAAUUAUUCUGUAAAAGCGCGAGCGAUCAUUCAUGCACAUUUGAGUCGACUUCUAUUAAAUCCCAACACAUUGGAGAAAGAUCGUCAAUUUGUCAUCAGAAAGUGUCCAUACUUAGUCAAUGAAAUGGUCUCAGUUGUCAAUCAAUUGAUUAUGCUUGCAUAUGCUGGAAGAAUUUCAGGGCAGAAAUUACCGCCAAUUGAAACAAUCGAAAAUUGUAUGAAACUUGCACCAAUGAUUAUUCAAGGACUUUGGGAAUUCAAAAGUACUUUACUGCAAUUACCGCAUUUAACAGAAGAUCAUUUAAAAUAUUUCGUCAAUAAGAAAAGAUACAUAAAAAGCUUACAACAGUUUGCAAAGCUAUCACCUGAUGAAAGUCGAAGUUUGUUGCGCGAUUUAAACGAUCAGGAAUACGACAAUGUGAUUAAAGUUUUAGGUAGAAUGCCUUUGAUUGAUUUUAGUAUUCGAUGUGAGGUUGUUGAUGAUGAGAAUUCAAAUGUUGUAACUGCUGGUGCAAUUGUGACAGUCACAGUGAAUCUCGUGAGACGAAGCAUGAGUGAGCUGUUUGGUGAUUCAUCAGCUGUUGAGAAACAGACAAUAAAAGAAAACGAUCGAGAAAAAACGAGUGAAGAAAAUGGAAUUGUUGGUGAUGGAAAUGAGCAGAAAGAGAAUGCAGAAUCAAAGGCUAAGAAGCCUGUUUGGUUGAAACAAAAAGCUCACAAAGGAAAACCAAAAUCCAAAUCUUCAAAAUCAAAACCAGCUGUUGGCGUCAUGAAACAAGCAACAUCAACUACGACAACAUCAAACAGUAAUAAGGAAAAUAAAGAAAAUCAAGCAAAGCCAAUAUCCAUGAAAGAUGGAAAUGAUUCUGAUGCAGAUGAAUCAAGUGCUGAAAGUGACAAUGAGAAUGUCGAUGAAGAGAGAGAUCGAUCGUCUGAAGAUGAAAGAAAGAAUUCAUCAGUUGAAGAUGAUGACAUGGAAUGGGAGAAGUUUCAACAAAAACUUAAUAAACGAGAAAAACUUGAAGGAAAAUCAAAAACAUCACACAGCGUUCACUGUCCAAAUUUUCCAGAGGAUAAACAAGAAUAUUGGUGGACAUACAUCUGUGAUAGGAAGUCGCAAACUCUUUUAACUGCACCUUAUCACGUCACAAAUCUUGUGGAUUAUCAGGAAGUUCAAUUAAAAUUUACAGCACCACGUUGGCCAGGUGUUUUCACCUUCACUGUGUGUCUCCGAUCUGAUUCUUAUAUGGGAAUGGAUCAACAAUUAGAUUUGAAGUUAGAUGUCAAGGAAGCGCCAGCAAUUCCACAAUAUUCAGAACAUUGGAACAUUAGUGAAUCUGAAGAAGAGCAUCAAGAACAGAAAGACAAUGAAAGCGAGUUUACAACUGAUUCUGAAAUGUCAGAUGCUGAUGAGAAGUAAAAGUUGUCAUCAUCGGCUAAACAAAUAUUUCAUAAGAAUUAAUUUGUGUAGUUUUUAAUAUUUUCUUAAAUUGUGCAACUAUAACAAAACAAAAUGCGAGUCCUUGAUAAUCAUUCUCCAUCACAUCGGAUCACGAGUGUUUUCCAAAAACAGAUAUAGCGCAAAUCAAUUAUAGAAAAUCAUUGAUGUAGUAGAAUUUUUAUUCGUGAUUUUGAUUUCGUGGAAUAAGAAAAACAAAAUAUUUUUAUAAAUUUAAGAUUUAGAUGGGGAGAAGUUUAAUUUUGUUUUUUUUUUCAUACAUAUGAGUCAAAUAAAUAACGCGCCACCGGAUCUAAAUAAUUGGGAAACAAUAAAAUAUUUUUUUGUCUGUGCGUUGCACGUUAAUAAAAAAAAAGUUCGUUUUAAUCAAUUGUCAAAU